AGAAAGCACCGAUGUGACCCCUCCCCUCUCCUGAGGCUCCAUGAUAACUAUGUAUGAAACUAAUGCUAGAACACAGCUCGGGCCCUCACCUCUCUCUGAGCCUCCUUUCAGUACAGUCUCCCAGCAGGUACCACUCAGGCCCUCACCUCUCUCUGAGACUCCUUUCAGUACAGUCUCCCAGCAGGUACCGCUCGGGCCCCUUUCAGUACAGUCUCCCAGCAGGUACCGCUCGGGCCCUCACCUCUCUCUGAGCCUCCUUUCAGUACAGUCUCCCAGCAGGUACCACUCAGGCCCUCACCUCUCUCUGAGACUCCUUUCAGUACAGUCUCCCAGCAGGUACCGCUCGGGCCCCUUUCAGUACAGUCUCCCAGCAGGUACCGCUCGGGCCCCUUUCGGUACAGUCUCCCAGCAGGUACCGCUCGGGCCCCUUUCGGUACAGUCUCCCAGCAGGUACCGCUCGGGCCCCUUUCAGUACAGUCUCCCAGCAGGUACCGCCUGGGCCCCUUUCAGUACAGUCUCCCAGCAGGUACCGCCCGGGCCCUCACCUCUCUCUGAGCCUCCUUUCAGUACAGUCUCCCAGCAGGUACCGCCCGGGCCCCUUUCAGUACAGUCUCCCAGCAGGUACCGCCUGGGCCCCUUUCAGUACAGUCUCCCAGCAGGUACCGCUCGGGCCCCUUUCGGUACAGUCUCCCAGCAGGUACCGCCCGGGCCCUCACCUCUCUCUGAGCCUCCUUUCAGUACAGUCUCCCAGCAGGUACCGCUCGGGCCCUCACCUCUCUCUGAGCCUCCUUUCAGUACAGUCUCCCAGCAGGUACCGCUCGGGCCCUCACCUCUCUCUGAGCCUCCUUUCGGUACAGUCUCCCAGCAGGUACCGCUCGGGCCCCUUUCAGUACAGUCUUCCAGCAGGUACCGCUCGGGCCCCUUUCGGUACAGUCUCCCAGCAGGUACCGCCCGGGCCCUUUUCAGUACAGUCUUCCAGCAGGUACCGCUCGGGCCCCUUUCGGUACAGUCUCCCAGCAGGUACCGCCCGGGCCCCUUUCAGUACAGUCUCCCAGCAGGUACCGCUCGGGCCCCUUUCAGUACAGUCUCCCAGCAGGUACCGCUCGGGCCCUCACCUCUCUCUGAGCCUCCUUUCAGUACAGUCUCCCAGCAGGUACCGCUCGGGCCCUCACCUCUCUCUGAGCCCCCUUUCAGUACAGUCUCCCAGCAGGUACCGCUCGGGCCCUCACCUCUCUCUGAGCCCCCUUUCAGUACAGUCUCCCAGCAGGUACCGCUCGGGCCCUCACCUCUCUCUGAGCCCCCUUUCAGUACAGUCUCCCAGCAGGUACCGCUCGGGCCCUCACCUCUCUCUGAGCCCCCUUUCAGUACAGUCUCCCAGCAGGUACCGCUCGGGCCCUCACCUCUCUCUGAGCCCCCUUUCAGUACAGUCUCCCAGCAGGUACCGCCUGGGCCCCUUUCAGUACAGUCUCCCAGCAGGUACCGCCCGGGCCCCCUUUCAGUACAGUCUCCCAGCAGGUACCGCCCGGGCCCCCUUUCAGUACAGUCUCCCAGCAGGUACCGCCCGGGCCCUCACCUCUCUCUGAGACUCCUUUCAGUACAGUCUCCCAGCAGGUACCGCUCGGGCCCCUUUCGGUACAGUCUCCCAGCAGGUACCGCUCGGGCCCCUUUCGGUACAGUCUCCCAGCAGGUACCGCUCGGGCCCCUUUCAGUACAGUCUCCCAGCAGGUACCGCCUGGGCCCCUUUCAGUACAGUCUCCCAGCAGGUACCGCCCGGGCCCCCUUUCAGUACAGUCUCCCAGCAGGUACCGCCCGGGCCCCCUUUCAGUACAGUCUCCCAGCAGGUACCGCCCGGGCCCUCACCUCUCUCUGAGACUCCUUUCAGUACAGUCUCCCAGCAGGUACCGCCCGGGCCCCCUUUCAGUACAGUCUCCCAGCAGGUACCGCUCGGGCCCCUUUCGGUACAGUCUCCCAGCAGGUACCGCUCGGGCCCCUUUCGGUACAGUC
This is a messenger RNA of Antechinus flavipes (yellow-footed antechinus), 2004 nucleotides long. RefSeq lists its product as uncharacterized. The record is from RefSeq and is a predicted model, not a curated record. Bases 41 to 1870 code for a protein of 609 amino acids. The transcript is spliced from 5 exons. NCBI's taxonomy places the organism in Eukaryota, Metazoa, Chordata, Mammalia, Dasyuromorphia, Dasyuridae.